Messenger RNA from Pyrus x bretschneideri (Chinese white pear), 1973 nucleotides. RefSeq lists its product as uncharacterized. The coding region runs from base 606 to 1769 and encodes 387 amino acids. NCBI's taxonomy places the organism in Eukaryota, Viridiplantae, Streptophyta, Magnoliopsida, Rosales, Rosaceae. The transcript is spliced from 2 exons. The record is from RefSeq and is a predicted model, not a curated record.
GGCUUCCUCUUUGUAGAAAUCGAUUGGUCGAGCCUUUUCCGGCAAAUACAUGGUGGCGGGUGUGGAAAUUGAAAGUCUGAGUUUGAAAAGGAUGUUUGAGAGAGUGAGACUGUGGAUUCGAUUCAGUGAUAUAUUGGGUGGAAAAGGAAGAAGAAAGUGAAGUACUUGACCAGCGGCAGAACUAACCCAUUUUUGUUUCGUUUUUUUUUCUUUCUUUUCAGUCGGUGGGUUUUGGGUUUUCACAGCUCAGACACAGAGAGAAACUACAGUGAGAGGAAGAAAGUGCUUGAAUUUAAAGCUUUUGUCUUUUGAUUAGCGAAGAAAGAAGAGAGAGUUCAGCGCUUUCUCUCUCCUCUCUUUCCCUCUCUGGUUGCUGAGCUUUAUACCGAAGUUCCCAACUUUAAACGCUACGUUUCGAAGCCGUUUUACUCAAAACGACGGCGUUUUUAGACUGGUAUAAGUACGUGGCCUGUUGGAUUUUUGGAAAAUGUUAUCAGCUGCUAGCCUGCUACCCGCCCUAAAAUCUUCUUCCUUUUCUCUCUAUCAAAUUUUGCAGUGGCAAAAACAAAACCCUAGAAAUGGUGGUGGCUGGAACAUAGUGACAGAUGAAGCUCAUUCAAGUCUCUUCCGCUCACUCCAGAGCUUCUCUGUAUUUUCUCCAUGGCGGAGUGACCUCUCGGACUCCCAAGCCUCGCUCCGCUUCCUCCGCAGCUCCCAAAGUCGGAGCCUUUAGUUCGAGCCGUCUCUCAGUGUGUGGCUUUUGCAGGACCCUUCAUCGAAACAAAGUAGCUAUGGGUGGCAUUGUCAGAUUAGCAACGACAACGAGCAAUGCCUGCUGCACCGGAUUCUGCAGGUCUCACCAUAAAGCAUUAGAAUUGCUAUCCUCAAGGAAGAUAGGGUUUAGGAAAGAUAUUUUGAGACCUUUUUCCACAUGCACCAAAACACUGAUCUCUCCGGUUGUCCCUCUUGUCAUUCAUCGUCCCCCAUCAUUACUAGUGCUAGCCACCCAGCUUUCACCGUCUGAUGCUCCCCAACGAUCAGAGGAAUGGUUUGCCCUACGCAAGGACAAGCUGACCACAAGCACCUUCAGCACUGCCUUGGGAUUUUGGAAAGGGACCCGCCGGCCAGAGCUCUGGCAAGAGAAGGUAUUUGAAUCAGAGAAACAUAUUGUGGAAGCAUCUAAGAGAGCCAUGGAGUGGGGCGUGCUCAAUGAAGAAGUAGCCAUUGAAAAGUACAAAAGCAUCACAGGUCGUGAAGUGAGUUCAUACGGAUUUGCUACCCAUGCAGAGGAGCGAUAUGGUUGGAUUGGUGCCUCCCCAGACGGUCUUCUCGAGGGUCUUAUUGAUUGCUAUCAAGGCGGUGGGAUACUGGAAGUGAAGUGUCCAUACAACAAGGGGAAGCCAGAGAAGGCUCUGCCCUGGUCAACCAUGCCUUUCUAUUACAUGCCUCAGGUGCAGGGCCAAAUGGAGGUACUGGACAGAGAGUGGGUUGAUCUGUACUGCUGGACACCGAACGGAAGCACAAUAUUCCGCGUGUGCAGGGACUGGAGUUACUGGAACUUGAUGCAUGGAAUUUUAAGGGAAUUCUGGUGGGAAAAUGUGGUUCCGGCUAGGGAGGCUCUAUUGAUGGGGAAAGAAGAAGAUGCCAAGCAAUACAUUCCGACUUCUACACACAAGCAAACAGGCCUUGCCAUUGUCAAAAGCUUGAAGCUUGCCAGUGAGUCUAAGCUGCUGUGUAGAGAAAUUGCAGGUCAUGUAGAAUUUUUGUAGACGAUAGGUUCAGUAAAAGGAUGAGGGAAAUUGAUCCUUGUUUUGUUUUCCCUCCCUCCCAGGCUUGAAGUUGUAAUCCAACGGUUCCCGAAUGUUCCUCUAUGUCUGUCGGGAACAUCGGCAUAUGUGCGAACCAUCGUGUAAUCUCAGCGAUAUCAUGGAAAUACCGCCGGCCUGGGAGUAAAAAUGGUUUUUCCCCUCAAA